AUGCAAUGGGAAUUAUUGCCCAGUGAUGUAAAUGAUUAUUCUCCAAGGACUGGACAUACAGUAAUAGCAUAUAAGGAGUGUAUUUAUGUGUUUGGUGGGAUUGAUGAAUAAGACAGAUAGAAUGAUAUGUAUAAAUAUCAUAAAGGAUGGAGUAAACUUAAAUUAUAAGGUGAAAUACCAUCAGCAAGAUCUGGAUCAUUGGGAUGUGUUUAUGAAGAUUUAUUUUAUUUUUUUGGAGGUUAUACUUGGAAACAUGGAGAAUAUUUUAAUGAUCUUUUUCGUUUUAAUCCUGCAAACAAUUAAUGGGAUAAAAUAACUCCAAAAACUUAACCACCUCCAGCUAGAGUAGAUCAUUCAUUCACAAUUUAAAAAAAUUUAUGUUAUAUAUUUGGAGGAUCAAAUGGAUAAAAACGAUUUAAUGAUUUACAUGAAUUAAAUCUAAGUACUUUUGAAUGGAAAGCAUUAAGUUAAGUAAGAUAAUUAAGUGCACGUCUUGGACAUACAAUAACAUCGUAUUAAAAUGAACUCUAUUUAUUUGGAGGAUGGGAUGGAAAUAAUACAUUAAAUGAUUUAUGGGUUUAUUCUAAUAGUAAUGGUACUUUCCAAAUGGUUAAAUAAUAAAAUCCACCUGCUGGAAGAUAUAGACAUACAGCAAAUAUUUAUAAAGGAUUUCUAUUCAUUUUUGGAGGAGUGGAUUAAAAUCAAGAACGUUUUAAUGAUUUAUAAAGAUUUGAUUUUCAAACUUCAAUAUGGAGUAGAAUAGUUGUUUAGAAUCCACCAUCUCCUCGUUCUUUUCAUAAAUGUGUUGUAUUAGGAAAUUAUUUAUAUUUGGUUGGUGGAUUUGAUGGAUAAAGGAGAAAUGAUGUUCAUAGAAUCAAUUUAGAUUCAGAAAAUGGCAGAUAAUAAAUUGAAUAAUUUAGAUAAGCUCCACAUUUAAUGUGGAUAUAAUUGGAUCUUAAAGAUCGUUUUACACCUAGAACUGGACAUACUGCUUGUGUACUUUAAAAUAAAAUUUAUUUAUUUGGAGGUGUAGAUCAAUCUGGUAAUAUUAAUAAUGAUUUAAAUUGUUUUGAUGGAAAUUCUUGGUCUAUUAUUGUUACUUCAGGUUAAAUACCAUCAGCCAGAUCUGGAGCAAAAAUGGUUGCAGUUGAUGAUUAAUUAAUGUUAUUUGGAGGCUAUGUUCAAACAUAAAGCUAAAUUUAUUGUAAUGAUUUAUAUAGAUUUAAUGUUAAGAACAAUACAUUUGCUAUGGAAACUUAAUAAGGUACUAAUCCAGCAAAAAGAACUGAUCAUUCUUUAGUUGAAUAUUGCAAUGGAAUAUAUAUAUUUGGAGGAAAAGGUGAAAAUAAAUAAAUUUUUAAUGAUAUAUGGAAAUUUAAGGGAUCAUGGGUUGAAUUAGAUCAUGAUUAAUAAAUAACAGGUAGAUUUGGUCAUACAGCUGUUUCAUAUUAAAAUUCAAUGUUCAUUUUUGGAGGUUGGGAUGGUACUAGUUGUUUAGAUGAAAUGUAUGAAUAUUCUUUUGUUACUAAUACUUUUUAUGAAAUUAGAAGAUGUAGUGGACAAAAACCAAAAGCUAGAUAUAGACAUGAAGCCUUAGUUUAUAAUUAAAACAUGUUUUUAUUUGGUGGAGUAGAUCAUUUAUAAAUUAGAUAUAAUGAUUUACAUUAAUAUAAUUUUAAGAAGAGAGAAUGGAUUAAAAUUAAUACAUCUGGAAGUAUUCCUUCAGCAAGGACAUUUCAUAAAUUAGUUAAUCUAGAAAAUCAAUUCUUUUUAUUAGGAGGUUAUGAUGGAUAAAGAUUAAAUGAUAUGUACACUAUUUUUGUUACAAAAACUGAAAAAAUCAAUUUCACUUAUCCUUAAGAGGAUUCUUCUAUUCUUCAAGAUGAAGAAGUUGUCACUCUCAAAGAAUAGGUUAAAGAAUUGACCAAUAAAAUACAAAGAGAAGAGGAAAAGCAUCUAUGUAAAAUCUGUUUUAUUAGACAAAUUGAUAGUGUAUUAAUGGAAUGUUGCCAUUUCAUUCUUUGCUUUAAUUGCACUGAGAAUCUUAAAAAUGUAAAAUUUCUCUUAUAUAUAAAUUUAGUGUCCUAUUUGUAGACAAGUAAUAACGAGAGUAAUUAAGACUAGCAUGUUUUGA
Messenger RNA from Paramecium pentaurelia, 2134 nucleotides. NCBI's taxonomy places the organism in Eukaryota, Ciliophora, Oligohymenophorea, Peniculida, Parameciidae. The record is from the annotation of a GenBank genome assembly.